AUGAGCGCGGCUACCCCGACCAGCCCCGGCUUCCCGCUGGGCGUGGGCUCGUCGACGUCGAUGACGGGCAUCGCUGGCGGACCUUCCUCGGUGUCGGGCAGCCCGCGCGGCACCAGCAGACCCACGACACCCCUCUCAGCCGGCAUCCCCGUCCUGGGCCCCACCUACGAAGAUGUGCGCAAAUGGGAAGACGCCGACAUCGCAGCGUGGCUGCAGUCGGCGAGGCUCGGUGCCCAUGCCGCCACCUUUGUCGAGCACGACAUCCGCGGCUCCGUCGUCCUCGACGUCGACCAGGCCGCGCUCAAGGAGAUGGGCAUUGUCAGCGUCGGCGACCGCGUCCGCAUCUUUGCCGCCAUCAAGGCCCUCAACAAGCGCUGCGCCGACUCUGCCGCCUUCGAGCGGCGGCGCAGGGGCAGCGCGUCGUCCCUCAGCGCCACCUCGCCGCGCCGGAUCCACAUCUCGCUGCCAAGAUCCGACCCGUACCAGAACGGGCAUUCGCAGGACGGAGAGAUGGAGUACCUCGAGUACGACAACGCCGACCUGGAGCGCACCGACGAGGCGGGCGAGCUAGCCGGCGCCGGCUCCGGCCGAGGCUCGCUGGGCGGACGUGGGCGCCAGAUACGACCACCGCCUUUGCUACUCAAGCAGUCGGCUUCGCGUGGGCUGCCAGGCCAUCCUUCGCCAGUAUCGUCGAUCAACAACGGCCAGGGCUUUGGCCUGAGCGCGGCCCGCGGCCUCACGCCGGGCGCGGGCAGGGGCAGCAUCAGCUCCCGUGGCGCCGGCGCCGUCCCCUCGAAGCCGGGUGACGGGCUCAAUGGCAGCGGCAGCAACGGUGCUGGCGGUGGCGGCAGCCUCCAUCGCAAGGUCAAUUCGAUUGGCUCCUCGUCUAUCCCCGGUGUGGGCGCCGCGCCAUCGCUCUCGCAGGGCAAGGGCGCCACCCCGGCGGGACUCCUUGGCCUGAGCGCCAGCCGGGGCCAGCCUGGCCAGGCCCUCGCCUCGGGUCGGCCCAGCACGGCGACGGGCGCCGGGGCGUACGGCUCGCUGCACUCGCACGGGCAAGGGAGAGGCCUGCUCGGAUCGCCAUCGACCGGAGCAUCGAGCCCCACCACGGCUGGAUUCUCACAAUCAGUACGGCCUUCGACGGCCGGUGGCGCCGGCUCCUAUGGCGGCGGCGGUGGCAUGAGCUCGAAUGGCCAGUCUUCGUACGCACCGCUGACGCCCAUCACCGAGAGCAGCGGCUCGCACCACUCGACGCCGGCCAAUGGCGGACAGCGGUCGGAUGGCUCCACUGCGACGACGCCCUCCAACGGAUACACGGUCGGGCGCGGGCCCUUCGCGUCGGCCUCGUCGUCUUCCGGGUCUGCUUCCGCUGCGGCGACGAGGCCGAUCACGCCAGGAAGAGAGUGGGUGGGUGCGGGGCUCCAGCACUCGAGCUCGCUGCGCCGACCCGAGACGGCGGAUGCGUAUGGCUCCAAUGUCGCGCCGCCGCCGACGCUCGAGGAUCUCAAGCGACGGACGAUCAAGUUCAUCAGCGAGGAGGACAAGACGACCCGGACCGUCAACGUCAGCGACUGUCGGGACGCCUACGACGUCAUGUCGCGCGUGCUCAAGAAGUUUGGCAAGCCGGCCAGCGGCAACAGCUACCGCCCCACGGCCGACCAGGGCCCCACGGGCGACGACCUCGGUGCCACCGAGACGUGGGGCAUCUUUGCCACCAGCGCCGACGGCCAGAACACCAAGGCGCUGUCGGACAACGAGCUGCUCGCCAUCUGCCAUGCGCCGCAGGUCCACGACCCGCUGCGCGAACGCGGCCUCACGCUGCGCAGGAUCCCCAACCACCUGCCUGGCGAAGACGUCAAGCGAGCGCCGCCUCGGUCGGGCCGUCACAAGCUCGAGGCCUUCUUUGGCGAACGCAUGCCGGUCAAUCAGAUGAGCCUUGCCCCGCCGGGCAGCCCGCGCGACCAGGACGGCGACGCCGGCAGCGUCACCAUCAGCGGCAAAAAGAUGCGACGCGCCAGCACGGUCAGCAUCAUGUCGGGCCUGGGCGUCGGCUACCUUGCCGGCGUGGGAGGCGGCGGAGGCGGGAGCGGUGGCAGCGGCGGUGCCAAGGACCGCAGCAACGGCAGCGGCACGAUUCGGCAGAAGGACGGCGGCACGAUCCGAGGCAAUGCGCCGGCUGCGCCCGCAGCGGCCCCGAGGCCGAGCAAGAUCCGCAACUUUUUCGGCCAGCGACCGCCGUCGGAGCUCAUCAACACCAACCUGGCCGACUUCUUCCCUUCGACCGACAGCAAGGCGCUGCAGAGGACGGCGCGGCGCUCGAUCUACGGCCGCGCCUCGGCCAGCACGCGUUCCAAGCGCAACAGCACGUGGAGCUUUUCGGCAGACCCGGACGCGCCGCCGCUGCCGGGCAAGGAGUCGCUCGACGUGCCGAGGCUCUCGCCGGACCGCGAGCGUGCCAGCCCUUCGCCGUCGAACCUGGACCGCGACGGCAUGCCCAUCAUUCAGAUCGGCUUCGGCUCGAGGCCGGAUGAGAUUGUCGAGCGCAAGAGCAGCCAGCAGAGCAGCCGCGAGGGCCCGCCGACCUUGCCGCCGAUCGUGGGCCGGUCGUCGCUCGACGACUGGUCGCGAGGCCUGCAGGCGGUCGGCACGCCCGUCGCCGAGCUGGGAAGCUUCCCUUCCAAGCCGACUUCGUCCAGGCCCAACAUGUCGCGCCGCACGUCGAUGGAGAGCUCGCGGAGCCGCCGCAGCCUGGCCUCGCAGGUGCGGCACGGCCUCCUUGGCGGCGGUCGCGCGUCGGGCGCCAGGCGGUCGUACCGGUCCAGUUCGAGGGCGGCGAGCACGCGGCCGUCGAGCGGGCUCAGCUCGAGCGUCGAAGAGGAGGACGACGACCAGGCGCGGCCAGACUCGGACCUCGACGAGACGAUCAGCUCGCUCAUCCGUCGGCCCUCGGCCGAUGCACCUCGCCCUUCGUUGGACGAAGGGUCCGCGGUGGCGGCGGCGGCGACGGGCACGGACGCGGCGGCAUCUGCACCGGCCGUGACGCUGACUGGCGCUCCUGCGGUGGCGGAUGCCGGCGCUGCGGAGCGAGACAUCAGCGCAGGCGAUCUGCGCAAGAGCGUGUCCAGCGGCGGUGUCGCUGCUGGCACUGCUACGGCCGACAACUCUGGCUCGUCGCUGCGGCGGUCCGAGUUUGACUCGGACGACGAUGACCUCGACGAGGACGAGGACGACUUCAGCGACGAGGACGAGGACGACGAGGAUGACGAGGACGACGACGAAGAGGAGGCGGACUCGGAGGUCGAGGCCGAGACGAGCAUCUACCGCUCGCAGGCGGCCAACAAGACGCCAAUCAAGUGGCACAAGGGCGCGCUGAUCGGCGCCGGAUCGUUUGGCAACGUCUUCCUGGGCAUGAACGCCAAGACGGGCCUGCUGAUGGCCGUCAAGCAGGUCGAGCUGCCGUCGGGCGACUCGCACCUCGACCAGCGCAAAAAGGGCAUGCUCGAGGCGCUUGAGCGCGAGAUCAAGCUGCUCAAGACGCUGCAGCACGAAAACAUUGUCCAGUACCUCGACUCGUUUGCCGACGGCAGCCACCUCAACAUUUUCCUCGAGUACGUGCCCGGCGGCUCGAUUGUGGCCUUGCUGCGCAACUACGGCGCCUUCGAGGAGCCGCUGGUGCGCAACUUUGUCGGCCAGAUCCUCAAGGGCCUCAGUUUCCUCCACGCCCGCGACAUUGUCCACCGCGACAUCAAGGGCGCCAACAUCCUCGUCGACAACAAGGGCGGCAUCAAGAUCAGCGACUUUGGCAUCAGCAAAAAGGUCGAGAGCGACCUGCUCGUCAGCGCGCGCGCCCACCGCCCCAGCCUGCAGGGCAGCGUAUUCUGGAUGGCGCCCGAGGUGGUCAAGCAGACGUCGUACACGCGCAAGGCCGACAUCUGGUCUCUGGGCUGCCUGGUCGUCGAGAUGAUCAGCGGCACACACCCGUGGGCCGAGCUCAACCAGAUGCAGGCCCUCUUCCAGAUCGGCAUGUCCAAGAAGCCCACGAUGCCCGACGAGAUCUCUGCCGAGGCCGUCGACUUUCUCAACAAGACGUUUGAGCUGGACCACACGCUGCGCCCCUCGGCCGACGAGCUGCUGCAGCACGCCUUCAUCACCGACGACUACACGGGCGUCGCUGGCGGCGAAGGGGCGGGCGAGGCGGCCGGCACGGGUGCUGUCGGUGCCUCGACGUCGUCGUCGACCACAACGCCUACCGCCGCCACGUCGACCGUGACGGGCACCACGACGACGACGCUGGUCGAGGGCGACGAGGAUGCGGCCGAAGCCAAGGAGUCCUCUGCCGCCGCCGCAGCUGCAUCUACUGCUGCUGCGGCGACUACUACGGCGGCCAAGGAGGGAGGGGGCAAGCUCAAGAGCCGGGGCACGCUCAAGCGGGAUCGCAAGGAGCGGGGCGAGAAGAAGGACGACGCAGCCGGCGCUGCCGCCACCGCUGCCGCUACUGCUCCCCCUACGACAACGACCGCGACGGCCGCAACGACGUCGCCUCCCACCAUUGUCGUGGACAAGGACAAGGACGAGGGUAAGGAUGCAAACGGCAUCGACCGGGACCGGGACAGGGAUGAGAGCAAGAAGGAAGACGGUCUGGCGGACAAGGCCGAAGGUGCCGAAUAG
This is a messenger RNA of Pseudozyma flocculosa PF-1, 4668 nucleotides long. RefSeq lists its product as uncharacterized. Bases 1 to 4668 code for a protein of 1555 amino acids. The transcript is spliced from 4 exons. Gene Ontology annotation, molecular function: ATP binding; protein kinase activity; protein binding. Gene Ontology annotation, biological process: protein phosphorylation. NCBI's taxonomy places the organism in Eukaryota, Fungi, Basidiomycota, Ustilaginomycetes, Ustilaginales, Ustilaginaceae. The record is from RefSeq and is a predicted model, not a curated record.